Messenger RNA from Cyprinus carpio (common carp), 2223 nucleotides. Its product is annotated as protein canopy homolog 3. The record is from RefSeq and is a predicted model, not a curated record. Gene Ontology annotation, molecular function: signaling receptor binding. NCBI's taxonomy places the organism in Eukaryota, Metazoa, Chordata, Actinopteri, Cypriniformes, Cyprinidae. Gene Ontology annotation, cellular component: endomembrane system.
CGUCAACCUGCCACAGCGGAAGUGAAAGCUUCCGAAGAAAUAGUGGCUAGAUAAAUAAGCAUGUUCGGUGUUUUAGUAUUGCACGUUGUAAAUAUUUCCUACUAACAAAAAUGAAUGUUUUUAUGUGCGUCGUGUUGUUUCUCGUAAGUGCCACAGCUGCAAACAAAAGCGGAGACGAUGACUGGGUGCAUUUGCCAAAUAAAUGUGAAGUGUGCAAAUUUCUUAGUAUUGAGAUGAAGUCUGCAUUUGAAGAGACUGGCAAAACAAAAGAAGUGAUUGAAACCAACUACCGCUUCAUGGAUGAUAAAGGUGCACCCCCAAUCAAAUACGUCAAAUCUGAUAUUCGUUUCAUAGAGGUGAUGGAGAACGUUUGCUCAAGGAUUAUGCAGUACAAUCUACACAAAGAUAGAGCUGGAAGUAAUCGCUUCGCAAAGGGUAUGUCUGAGACAUUCUCUACCUUACAUAACCUGGUUAAUAAAGGUGUGAAAGUGGUCAUGGACAUUCCCUAUGAGCUGUGGAACGAGACCAGUGCUGAAGUGGCUGAUCUCAAAAAACAGUGUGAUGUGAUGGUAGAGCAGUAUGAAGAAGUCAUUGAAGACUGGUAUAAAGGCAGCCAGGAGGAAGAUCUCACCACUUACUUGUGUGAAAAACAUGUGCUGAAAGGACAAGACACCGACUGUCUUAAAGAGAAAUGGACUGGGAAAAAGGGAGACACGGCAGCUAUCGCAGAGGACAAGAAGAAAAAGAAAGGCAAAAAGAAAAAGGGAAAAGACAGUGAGGAUGAGCAGAAAAAGGAGAAAAAGGUAAAGAAGAAGAAGAAGAAAAAGUCCAAGCUGACUGACACGGAGACAAGCAAACGGAAAACUGAAGAAGUUGGAUACACCUCAGAUGAGGAGGAGAUCCAGAAGAAAGUUCCUCUUAAUCAGGAUAAAACUGAACUCUGAUAGAUUUCUUUGCUUUUUUUCCCCCAAUGUUUUCUUUCCCUUGAUAUCUAAAUUUACUACUGAUGCCGAAAUGAACAUUGAGUUUUAGUCUAUUAGAAGAAGGUAACGCUGAGGUCCUCAUUCUAGAUCAGAUUUUGCAUGUCACUUGUAAUGUUACACUUACUCCAUCCAGGAACAAGCUAAAAACUAAAAAAAAUGCCAUUUCAAAUUGAAAAAUAGCAGCUAGACCAGUCAAAUCAGAGCUUGGAUUCAAAGGUUUGCUUGUGUUUGUUCUCAUGCUGGUUUCGUGCCGGUAAUAUUGUAAACAAGCUGAAGUUGGCAUGCUGUCGGAAUGAAUUCUGGAAAUCCUUCUUAUGGUUCUCGUUCUAUUCCUCUGACUCAUCUCGCUGAUUUUGUCCCCCUAAAAUUUAGUUUAGGUUUUAAGUAAAAAUUAUAGAUAAUUUUAGAUUGUCUUAUGCCUAAUGUUACUUUUAAUUGCCAUUAAUUUCAUAGAAUAGAUCACUCAUGGAUUCCAAUAAAGAAAUACAUACUUGGAGCUAUUCUCAGUAUUAAAAUUUUACUUGUUUCUGUAUGGGAUCUUUUAUGCUAAAAUUGUAUGUGUUCCAACAAAUGCAUAUUGUGUUUUGUGUUUCAACAUAUGCAUUAAAUGUGAAUUUUUUUUCAAAAAAAUGUUUUUUAUUAUUUAAAAAAAAAAAUUAAGCUUGAAUAUUCUGAACUUGGCAUCUUGUAAAGUCUCUAAAUUUCCCACAUCUCUCAUUUCAGUAAUUCAGUUAAUGGGAGAAACCCUGAGAAAGUAGUUUGCCAUUCCAAGAAGCUGGGACCUUUUCAUUCUUUCUGUUAUCCAAAUAUGGGUGUACCUUUUUUUUUUUUAGCUUGAUCUGUUCAUAUUUGUUUUUGCAUUUGUAGUGUUUAUGUAUGUGAUGUCACUUACAGGGAAUGUUUGAGUUACGUUAUUUUUUUUUUUAUUCUUCAAUAUUUUCUUCAACAUUAUUGUUUACUUAAGAUGUUUAUCUGAUAUCAGGCGUCACUAUUUCCAAAAGCUCUGUGUGUGUAUGAGCUCUUGCAGGUGUUUGUAUGCAUAUUCAGAUUAGUGUUAUUUGGAGUGCAGUGUGGAGUGUGUGUUAAAGUUUUUGGCCUGAGAUUGAGCUGUAUAUGCAAAUGUUGUAAUGGGAUGAACAUGUGCAGGUUUUGUGUUUCUUGGCAGCAGCUCAUUAGCUGAGGCUUUUGAUAAGUGUUUGGUGAGGUGUAGAUGAAUGACGAAUAAAAAAAAGAAAACUGA